AUGCUCGUCGUCGGCGGCGGCGGCGCGCUGCUCCGGGAAGGCAUCGAGGCGACGUCGGCGAAGCUGCGCGUGCUUCCGCGCGGGAGCCGCGUGCGGCGCCUCGAGGCCGCCGAGGACGCCCGCGGCAAGCGGCGCCUGCGCGUCGCCGCCGACGGCGCCGACGGCUGGCUGUCGGAGGCGCUCGUGGAGGCGGAGCCCGCCGCGGACGACGGCUGGCCCGAGGUCGCGGCGGCGCCGCCGUGGGCGCCCGGCGACUCGCUCGCGCCGUUUCUGACGACGCCCGUCGCGUUCCUCGACGAGGCGCUGGCGGACGUCGCCGGCGUCGGGCCGGCGGACGUCGUCGUGGAUCUGGGCUGCGGCGACGGCCGCAUCCCGGUCUGGGCCCGGCGCCACGGCGCGCGGCGGUGCGGCGGCGUCGAGCUCGACGGGGCGCUCGUCGACGUCGCCCGGGCGAACGUCGCCGCGCGGCGGCUCGCGGACGUCGUCGACAUCGUCCACGGCGACCUGGCGGCGGACGACGAUCCGCAGGUGGCCGCGCUGCUGGAGGCCGCGACGCUCCUGACGGUGUUCCUGCUGCCCGAGGCCGAGCCCGCCGUCGAGCCGAUCGUGCGGCGCCACGUCGCGCGGGGCGGCCGCGCGCUCUUCCUCGGCUGGCUGCCGCGCGGCUACGAGAGCGACGUGUGUCGGACGCUCGGCGCGGACACGGGCCGCGGCCUCGACGCGUACCUCGUCGCCGCGCUCCCGGCGGGCGGCGCCGGCGCGGCGCCGAGCCUCCGCCUCCUCCACAGCCCCGAGGAGCGCUCCGAGUUCGGCGGCGACGGGUUCUGCCGGAGGCAGAGGGGGGCGUAA
This is a messenger RNA of Aureococcus anophagefferens, 849 nucleotides long. RefSeq lists its product as hypothetical. The transcript has a single exon. The record is from RefSeq and is a predicted model, not a curated record. Gene Ontology annotation, cellular component: mitochondrion. Gene Ontology annotation, biological process: regulation of mitochondrial ATP synthesis coupled proton transport; peptidyl-lysine trimethylation; positive regulation of proton-transporting ATP synthase activity, rotational mechanism. Lineage: Eukaryota; Pelagophyceae; Pelagomonadales; Pelagomonadaceae. Bases 1 to 849 code for a protein of 282 amino acids. Gene Ontology annotation, molecular function: protein-lysine N-methyltransferase activity.